AAGCCAAUGGAUGGAGCAAAUCACUCUGCUGUGUCAGAGUUUGUGUUCCUGGGACUCACUGAUUCCUGGGAGAUCCAACUUCUCCUUUUUGUGUUUUCCUCUACAUGUUAUGUGGCAAGCAUGAUGGGAAACUCCCUCAUUAUGCUCACUGUGACCACUGACCCUCACUUACACUCACCCAUGUACUUUCUGUUGGCCAAUCUCUCCUUCAUCGACCUGGGAGUUUCUUCUGUCACUUCUCCCAAGAUGAUUUAUGACCUUUUCAGAAAGCGUAAAGUCAUCUCCUUUAGUGGCUGCAUCACUCAAAUCUUCUUCAUCCACACCAUUGGUGGUGUGGAGAUGGUGCUGCUCAUAGCCAUGGCCUUUGACAGAUAUGUUGCCAUAUGUAAGCCUCUUCACUACCUGACCAUCAUGAGCUCAAGAAUGUGCAUCUACUUUUUAAUGACUGCCUGGAUGACUGGCCUCAUCCACUCCAUGGUUCAAUUGGCUUUUGUGGUAAAAUUACCCUUCUGUGGUCCUAAUUUUCUAGACAGCUUUUACUGUGACCUUCCUCGGUUCAUUAAACUUGCCUGCACAGACACAUACCAAUUAGAGUUCAUGGUCACAGCCAACAGUGGAUUCAUCUCUGUUGGCUCCUUCCUCAUACUGAUAAUUUCCUAUAUCGUCAUCAUUCUCACUGUUCAGAAACACGCUUCAGCUGGUUUAUCCAAGGCUCUGUCCACACUGUCAGCUCACAUUACUGUGGUAGUCCUUUUCUUUGGUCCUUUGAUAUUUUUCUAUAUGUGGCCAUCUCCUUCCACACAUCUGGAUAAAUUUUUGGCCCUCUUUGAUGCAGUUCUCACUCCUUUCCUGAAUCCUGUCAUUUACACGUUCAGGAAUCAAGAAAUGAAGGUAGCAAUGAGGAGAGUAUGCAGACAGCUAGUGAAUUACAGGAAGAUCUCUUAA
Molecule: messenger RNA, 945 nt
Organism: Phyllostomus hastatus (greater spear-nosed bat)
Lineage: Eukaryota; Metazoa; Chordata; Mammalia; Chiroptera; Phyllostomidae
Product: olfactory receptor 4F3/4F16/4F29-like
Exons: 1
Coding region: 7-945 (312 amino acids)
Biological process (GO): G protein-coupled receptor signaling pathway
Cellular component (GO): membrane
Molecular function (GO): olfactory receptor activity; G protein-coupled receptor activity
Source: RefSeq, a predicted model, not a curated record